Molecule: messenger RNA, 1669 nt
Organism: Nicotiana tabacum (common tobacco)
Lineage: Eukaryota; Viridiplantae; Streptophyta; Magnoliopsida; Solanales; Solanaceae
Source: RefSeq, a predicted model, not a curated record
AACAAAUUGGAGUGUGGGGUCGGCUGAAGUAAUUAAUCGUAUUAACUAAUAUCCAAUGGCAUGCAUAAGAACAGAAUAGAAAAGAAAGAUCUAAAAUCUUAUCAAUAAUUUAUUUGGGAACAUAGGUAAGAAAAUUGACCAAAAGACAGUGUAUGGAGAUUCCAAAAUCCUACAAGUGAAAGCAGUAGUGUUGUAACCAAAACAAUUUUUUUUUGGUAAGAGAGAAAUCCGCAGCCGCUACAAUCUUUGCCACAGCCUCUGACUUUGUGCGCCCUGGGUAAACCUCCCUUUGUGUAAUAGCCUGCAAACUACACAGAUGAUGUAAACCGCACUAGGCAGGCCCUGUGCGACAGAUUCAACCCUAGAAGGCAUUGAGGGGGGAAUCGAUCCUAGGUCAUCCGUAUGAAUAACCGCCCUCCAAACCAACUGGGUAAUCCCGAAGGGUUUAACCAAAACAAGUUGACACUGAGAAUGGCUAUGAAAAAUAUACCCACUGUUGAUUUGAUUCCAUUCUUCAGACAAGGAAGUGAAGAUGAAAGGUUAAAAGUUGUAGACUCCAUUACUAAAGCCUGUGUUGAGUAUGGCUUCUUUCAAAUUGUGAAUCAUGGGGUACCCUUUGAUCUGACCAGUGAAGCUCUGAAGCUGGCAAAAGCUUUCUUUGAGUCUCCAAAUGAAUUAGCUAAACUCAAAUGCUGUCCACUGCCUAAUGCACCUGUUCCCGCAGGCUAUAACAAGAAGCCUAAUCCUUCUUAUGAGUUCAAUGAAUUCCUCAUCAUGCUUCCACCUGGUUCCCAUUUUAACAUCUUCCCUCCCAAUCCUCCUCAAUUUCGAGAGGUGAUGGAAGAGUUAUUCUGCCAAUUCUUGAAGAUAGGGAUAGUUGUUGAGAGCAUCCUGAGCGAGUGCCUGGGGCUUCCUCCCUCCGCGAUGACAGAAACUGGGAUUUCCUCAUUGCUUUAUUUUACUUGCCAGCAACAGAGACAGAAAGGAUAGGGACAAAUUCACAUAAAGAUGUCAGUUGCUUCACAAUUGUGUUACAUGAUGAAGUUGAAGGCCUCGAGGUUCAAAAGGAUGGCGAAUGGAUCCUAAUACCCCCACAACCAGGUGCCCUUGUUGUCAAUAUUGGCGAUGCUCUUCAGGUAAAUCUCUCAAAGUGCAGUCAGUUAGAGAGUUGAUUAUUAGCUAGUUGGUAGAGUUGUAAUUACCUUAUAUUUUACUGGUCCUUUCGAACGACAAAUUCAAAAGCCCAAGUCAUAGGGUGGUGCUAAGACCUAAUGGAAGAUCAAGGAAUUCAUUUGCAUUCUUCUACAGUUUGUCAGGAGAAAAGUGGAUUGAACCACUUCCCCAGUUUACAAAGGAGAUUGCAGAAAGACCAAAAUACAGACCCUUCUUGUACAAAGAGUAUCUACAGAUAAGAAAACAAAACAAGUCUAAGCAUGUCUCCAGGCUUGAAGAUGAGAUUACCAUAUCACAUUAUGCAAUCCCUGAGGAGUAAUGUUAGACAAAAUAAAAAAGGUAAUGGCUUGUAAUUUGUAAGACAUAUAUAUGCUCAUGAUCUCGGCCUUUUCACAAUAUCUGAUACAGACUUCUAUAUACUUAAUUAUAUACAUGUGGAUCGGAGAAGAGGUUGAUGAGAUAAUAUAUGGUAUCAGUGAGUAGAACUUUCAUAAUC